UGCAGUGCUGCCUGGGAGGACGGAGCCGCGCCCCACAGUUCUGAAGUGGCGCCUCCAGGCCCUGGCAGGAGUGACCCAUUGCUCCUCCUUCCAGGAAUCAUCAAGGACUGCAGUCUGCUUGAAAAUGUCGACCCUAACUACCCUGUUUAAGUACAUUGAUGAAAAUCAGGAUCGCUACAUUAAGAAGCUUGCAAAAUGGGUGGCCAUCCAGAGCGUGUCUGCGUGGCCGGAGAAGAGAGGUGAAAUCAAGAGGAUGAUGGAAGUCGCCGCCGCAGACAUCAGGCAGCUGGGCGGCUCUGUGGAACUGGUGGACAUCGGGAAACAGAAGCUCCCCGACGGCUCGGAGAUCCCGCUUCCUCCCAUCUUGCUGGGCAAGCUGGGCUCGGACCCGCAGAAGAAGACGGUGUGCAUCUACGGGCACCUGGACGUGCAGCCUGCGGCGCUGGAGGAUGGCUGGGACAGUGAGCCCUUCACGCUGGUGGAGCGCGAUGGCAAGCUGUAUGGGAGAGGUUCCACUGAUGAUAAGGGGCCGGUGGCUGGCUGGAUGAAUGCCCUGGAAGCUUAUCAGAAAACAGAUCAGGAGGUUCCCGUCAAUGUCCGGUUCUGCCUGGAAGGCAUGGAGGAGUCUGGCUCCGAAGGCCUGGACGAGCUGAUUUUUGCCCAGAAAGACACGUUCUUUAAAGAUGUGGACUACGUGUGCAUCUCAGAUAACUACUGGCUGGGCAAGAAGAAGCCUUGCAUCACGUACGGUCUCAGGGGCAUCUGCUACUUUUUCAUCGAGGUGGAGUGCAGUGACAAAGACCUGCAUUCUGGGGUGUACGGGGGCUCGGUGCACGAGGCUAUGACUGACCUCAUCGCGCUGAUGGGCUCCCUGGUAGACAAGAAGGGCAAAAUCCUCAUCCCCGGCAUCAACGAGGCCGUGGCCCCCCUCACCGAUGAGGAGCACCAGCUCUAUGACUGCAUCGACUUUGACCUGGAGGAGUUUGCCAAGGACGUGGGGGCAAAGACCCUCCUGCACAGCUGCAAGAAAGACAUCCUGAUGCACCGAUGGCGGUACCCGUCCCUCUCCCUCCAUGGCAUUGAAGGCGCCUUCUCUGGGUCAGGGGCCAAGACCGUGAUUCCUAGGAAAGUGGUGGGCAAGUUCUCCAUCAGGCUCGUGCCGGACAUGACUCCGGAAGUGGUCAGCGAGCAGGUUACGAGCUACUUGACUAACAAGUUUGCUGAUCUACACAGCCCCAACAAGUUUAAGGUGUACAUGGGCCAUGGUGGGAAGCCCUGGGUAUCCGACUUCAACCACCCUCAUUAUGUGGCUGGGAGAAGAGCCCUGAAAACAGUUUUUGGUGUUGAACCAGACUUGACCAGGGAGGGUGGCAGUAUCCCUGUGACCUUGACCUUUCAGGAGGCCACGGGUAAGAACGUCAUGCUGUUGCCCGUGGGGUCAGCGGACGACGGUGCUCACUCCCAGAAUGAGAAGCUCAACAGGCAUAACUACAUAGAGGGAACCAAGAUGCUGGCUGCCUACCUGUACGAGGUGUCUCAGCUGAAGAACUGAGGGGCUCAGUUUUCCGUGGACUGCCACGUCUGGCCAGAAGGAGCCCCACUCUGUCCUUGCUCUUCCGACUCACUCAGGAAAGCAGAUGCUCCCCUCCCCCCUCUCCUCUGUCAGGUUACACACAUCCUUCCAAGAACAGAUGCGAGUGUGUCCAGCGGUCUCGUGGAUGGAGUUACCUGCACCAGGCAAUUAGGAACAUGUAGUCCUGGGGCUUAUCAGUGAUCCUGAAUGACAGCUGAGUCCCCUGGGUGGGUUCUCCAAGGUGGUCGGUAUAACUUAAGCUCCAGGAAAUAGCCAGGGUCCGCAAGCACCGGCCCUCCUGCAGCAAGCCCUUCAUCCUCAAACUGCGGUGAGCAGGGCUGACUGCCCUGCUGCCAUCUGCCCCGGCUCAGGUGAUGCACCCCUGGAGCAUUUAGAAAGGGAAUGAGAAAAGUGAGCCUCCCUCAACCCUUGCUGUCCUUUUCUCAAGACCUUAACCACUGGUGUUUUCCAUCUUUAUUAUAAUCCCCAAAACCUAACCUAACUGGGAAGAUUAUUUUGUCUCAGUCUGUGUUGCUAAAUAAACAGUAAAAAUGAAGCCUCUAAAA
This is a messenger RNA of Galeopterus variegatus (Sunda flying lemur), 2139 nucleotides long. It is a transcript of the gene CNDP2, whose product is annotated as CNDP dipeptidase 2 (metallopeptidase M20 family). Gene Ontology annotation, cellular component: cytosol. Gene Ontology annotation, molecular function: metallodipeptidase activity. The record is from RefSeq and is a predicted model, not a curated record. Lineage: Eukaryota; Metazoa; Chordata; Mammalia; Dermoptera; Cynocephalidae. Bases 125 to 1552 code for a protein of 475 amino acids. The transcript has 11 exons. Gene Ontology annotation, biological process: proteolysis.